Molecule: messenger RNA, 1963 nt
Organism: Glycine soja
Lineage: Eukaryota; Viridiplantae; Streptophyta; Magnoliopsida; Fabales; Fabaceae
Exons: 4
Coding region: 201-1679 (492 amino acids)
Source: RefSeq, a predicted model, not a curated record
UAAUCUCUGUUAAUCAAACAUGUUGUAAAUAAAAAUUAAAGCCAACAAUUUGGCCAAAAUGUUUUUUCUUGGGUAUUCUCGAUAAACCAGUCUUAACAAUAUACAUAUUGUUAGCUCUUGCUGUUUUCACAGUCAAACUCUUGCCUAUUAGUUUUGAUUCGAUCAAACCAUAAACCCUAGCUAGCUAAGUAGCGUUCGAGAUGGAGAUGGAGAUGGAGAUGGAGACGGAGACGGAGGAGAAUAAUGGAUUAUUGAAUUUACAGGCAGUGGCACCGGAAAUGUCCGGCGAGGGAUUUCCAUAUGCGCCGGAAAAUUGGCCGGAAGAGGGUGACAUUUGGGGAUGGAGAACUGGGCGGAGAAUUGUCGCAAAUCGUUCCCGCUUUCAGGAUCGGUAUCUGUAUCUGCCAAAUCGACUAAUCCGUGCCUUGAAAGAGGAGAAGGAGAAGGAGAACCCAGGGUCAGGGGCUGACUCAGGCCCAAGCUCAAGCUCAAUCCGAAGGCAACAGCACAUCUUUGCUAGCAAGCUUGCUGUUGAACGCUACAUCAAGACACAUUUUCCUGAUGCGGAUAUUGAUGCCUUUUUUGCUUCCUUCUCCUGGAAGAUUCCCGCUCUACGAUCCAAUGGCAAUGCAGUUCCUGUAGCUGCUGUACCUCUUCAACAGAUAGCACAAGAAGCAUAUGACUCCGACUCUGAGGGCGUUGUCAAGUGUAAAGCAAGAAAUAAGAAGUGCACAAGUCUGGUGUUAGAAGAAAUAGAAAAAUAUUCACCGGCCAUGCCUUGUGAUAUCUGCUGUUCUGAACCUGGGUUUUGCCGUGAUUGUUGUUGCAUUCUUUGUUGCAAAACUGUUUCUUCAGCUUAUGGUGGCUAUAAUUAUAUCAAGUGCCAAGUGAACGUAGGUGGGGGCAUCUGUGGCCAUGUUGCUCAUAUGGAAUGUGCUCUUCGAUGUCUAUUGGCUGGCAAAGUUGGAGGAAGUAUUGGGCUAGAUGCCCAGUACCACUGCCGACGCUGUGAUGGGAGGACUGAUAUGAUUUCGCAUGUUAAUAAUGUUAUACAAACAUGUAGAGCUGCUGAUUUGGAUGCUGAAAUUCGGAAGAAGAUUUUGAAUCUUGGUGCUUGUCUCUUGCGUGGUUCACAGAAACCUGUUGCAAAGGAGCUGCUGUGUCGUAUUGAAUUGGCCAUCUCAAAGCUUAAAUGUGGAACUAAUCUUGAAGAUAUCUGGAAGGAGGAUUACAGUUUUGUAGCUCAUUCUGCAGAUAACGGCAAUGAUGUGAUGGAAGUUAUGGAAGUUAUGGUCUAUGAUGACCCUUUUGAAGUUAGGACAGGGUUGGAAUCUUAUGAUUUUCUACCUCGUUCAUUAAAACUUGAGUCUGAAGUUGAUCAGGUUCUCCAGGCUCUUAGAAAGUCACAGGAGCUUGAAUAUAAGGUGGCAGAAGAAACACUUCAAGACCAAAAGACUUACUUAAAAAGAUUGUAUCAGCAACUGGACCGUGAGAAGUAUGAAUUGGCUUGUCAAAACUCAUCUACCUCAGAUGUCUCGUCUAGUGCUGUAAGAGAAAGAAAGGAACAGAUAAGACGGGAGGUGGCAAAAUUUGAAAUCAUGAAAAAAGUUGCCAAUGGUUUUGGCAGGACAUCCAAUGAUAUUGUAAAGGAACACUUUGGCUUGAAAGUGAUAGAUUGAAUUCACAAAUCAUUCGAGGUUGUGACAAUUUGAAUUUUUUUUCCACAGAUUUUCCUAGUCUUAGCCUUAUUCAUUGCGGCCUACAUGGUUCUUUUGCCAAGCAAAAUCAAGUGACAUUUGUUCGAGGGACUAUAUGAAUUUGGUUUGCUAAACAAGAUGUAGUAAGUUCAGUGUUGUAGAAAGCACAAUGCUGGUCUUUGCUGCUGUAAUAUGCUACCCGAUAGUCAGCUACUAAAAUAAUCUGUCGAAACAUUUUGAUAAGGAUUUUAAAACUAAGCAGCAAA